CUGAGAGAGGUUUGCCUGGCAGGCUUAUCGCAGGGAAAAAACACCCAAUGAAUUGACGGGGACCCUCAUAUUAGCAUUAGCGCUGUUUAUUUGGUAGCUUCUUUAUUCUCUUGACAGUGCCUUAACACACCAGCUCCUCGCUCUCCCCGGACCAUGGCAGCCGUGCUACAGCGCCCCCACGCGGCUGUGGCCUGUCUGCUCUUGCACUACUUGACCUGUGGCCUGUCCAUACCAGACCCCAGGCAGAGAGAAGCCCUUAUACAGCUGGAGUCCUCCAUGCAGACCGGUGGGCAGACGGUGUUGACUGAUGCUGAGCAGCGGCUGGACGCUCUUCUGUUUAAAAUGAAGCAGGAGGAGGUAGUGAGAGCAGACUUUCCUCCCGCCAUGCACUUCUUCAAGGCCAGGCCACUUAUCAGGACCAGUCCCAUCUUCGGCCUGCUCCAGAAGAUGCCUAAAGCGGGAGCUCUCCACGUCCACGACUUCUCCAUGGUAGAUGUGGAGUGGCUCGUGAGGAAUGUGACAUAUCGACCCCACUGCUACAUGUGCUUCACUGACAACCAGUCCAUCAGAUUCAUCUUCUCGUCCCGAUGGCCGAAAGGUCUGCCACAUUGCUCUUCCUGGGUCCUGCUGGAAAACCUCAGGGCCAAGAUGGUCAACACCACAGAUCUGGACAACAGCAUCAUGGGCAACCUGACACUGUUCACGGAUCAGGAUCCAGAAACGGUGUACCCCAGUCAGGAUGUGGUAUGGGAUAGGUUUGAACAGGCCUUCCUUGCAGUAUGGGGUCUGGUCACAUACGCUCCUGUGUUCAGAGACUAUUUCUACCAAGGCCUGACCCAGUUCUACAUGGACAACGUCAUGUAUCUGGAACUGCGGGCUUUACUCCCAGAGAUAUACGAGUUGGACGGCAGCACUCAUGGCACAGCCUGGACUCUAAAGACCUACCAAGAGGUCACCAGACAGUUCACAGCAGAGCACCCAGACUUCUUUGGAACAAGAAUCAUCUUCACAGUCCAUAGGGGAGUAAAUACGUCCACGAUGACCGGAGCUGUGGAGGAGGCUAUGAAGCUACACAGGAACUUCCCAGAUAUCAUGGCUGGUUUUGACCUGGUAGGCCGCGAGGACAGAGGCAAACCCCUGUGGUACUUCAGAGAUGCCUUGUCGCUGCCAGAAGAGAGAGGGGUGAUGCUCCCCUUCUUCUUCCAUGCGGGGGAGACUGAUCUUGAGGGCACGGAGGUGGACCAGAACUUGUUGGAUGCUCUUUUGUUUAACACUUCUCGUAUUGGCCACGGAUUUGCUCUGCUUCGUCACCCAGUGGCCAAAGGUCUGUCUAAGAAGAGAGGGGUGGCUGUGGAAGUGUGCCCCAUCUCCAACCAGGUGUUGAAGCUUGUUAAUGAUAUGCGAAACCAUCCGGCAGCUGCACUGAUAUCAGAGAACCACCCAGUGGUCAUCAGUUCUGAUGACCCUGCCAUGUUCGGUGCCUCUGGACUCACUUAUGACUUCUAUGAAGCUUUUGUGGGUUUUGGUGGGAUUAGAUCGCAUAUAGGCUCCAUCAAAGAGCUGGCCAUAAACUCCAUUAGGUAUAGUUCUUUGACUCCAAAACAACAGGAGAAAGCCCUGGCUCUGUGGAAGAGAAGUUGGGAUAAGUUUGUCUCUGAAAAUGCUCUUUAGAAAGAAACCAGCAAUCUUUAAAUGCUUUCACGCAUCCUUUGAGAAGGGGACGCCUUUAAGCAUAGGUACAUUAUAAAUGAGAGAACUGCAUAUAGAACCAAGUUCUAUCUGCUGUGAAAAAGUCCUUGUUUCAUGUUGCCUCAAAGUGAAACAGGUCUGAGCCAUGGCCCAUAAAAAUAGGGCGAUUACUUGAACUACACAUAAGAAACAGCUUCAGUCAAAAGCACAUUGUAAUUUCUAGUUUUAUUAAGGAUUUUGUAUAUAUUUGCACUUUAAGAUUCAGGUUUACCAGUGUUUUGGAGUAAGUAACAGUUCCAGACAUAGUUGUUCAAUUUCUCUUUGUAGUGUGUUUAUGUUUUGUAAGAGUGUUACAGGUAGUUAGUUAAAAUGGAAGAAGGCCGUAGUAGACCGCUUUAUAGUCCUUACUUGAAAGUAAUUUUUCAGAUGUUUUGUUGUCAUAAAUAUGUAAGAAGGCAGAGUUAACCUUUGCUCAUUUAGGCACAUUUGAUGUGAUCUAUGAAAAAUAAGAAACAAAAGAAAGUAUGUAAUUUCUGCCUUUUAAGCAAUAGCCAAGAUUCAUAUGAACAAUUGUCAGCGUCAUCCAGACAUGUAAAUGUUGUGAACUACAUUAAAGGACAAGUGCUGAUUCA
This is a messenger RNA of Micropterus dolomieu (smallmouth bass), 2321 nucleotides long. It is a transcript of the gene ada2a, whose product is annotated as adenosine deaminase 2a. Gene Ontology annotation, biological process: adenosine catabolic process; inosine biosynthetic process. Lineage: Eukaryota; Metazoa; Chordata; Actinopteri; Centrarchiformes; Centrarchidae. The record is from RefSeq and is a predicted model, not a curated record. Gene Ontology annotation, molecular function: adenosine deaminase activity. The coding region runs from base 154 to 1671 and encodes 505 amino acids. The transcript has 10 exons.